AUGGCAAUGCUUGCUCGUAAAGACCUUCUCGGGCCAUACCUUACCCUAGACCAGGGUAAGAAGAUCCAGGCUGAGUACGUUUGGAUCGAUGGUGAUGGUGGGCUGCGUUGCAAGACCUGCACGCUCCCGGGUAUCCCCAAGAGCAUUGACGAGCUCCGUAUCUGGGAUUUCGACGGUUCCUCCACCAACCAGGCACCAGGCAACGACUCGGAUGUCUACCUCCGCCCUGCUGCCAUCUUCCGUGACCCCUUCCGUGGUGGUGACAACAUCCUCGUUCUCGCUGAAUGCUACAACAACGACGGCACCCCGAACAGGACCAACUACCGUCAUCAUGCCAAGAAGGUCAUGGACCAGGCAAAGGAUGAGCACCCCUGGUUCGGUCUCGAGCAGGAGUACACCCUCUUCGACGCUGAUGGAUCCCCUUACGGCUGGCCCAAGGGCGGUUUCCCCGGCCCCCAGGGCCCAUAUUACUGCGGUGUUGGGACUGGCAAGGUGUUCGCCCGUGAUCUGAUCGAGGCACACUACCGUGCAUGCCUAUACGCUGGCGUCAACAUCUCUGGUAUCAACGCCGAGGUCAUGCCCUCCCAGUGGGAGUUCCAGGUCGGGCCUUGCGAAGGAAUCGACAUGGGUGACCAUCUCUGGAUGGCACGUUUCCUGCUCGUCCGCUGUGCUGAGGAGUGGGGCAUCAAGGUUUCCUUCCACCCCAAGCCGCUUAAGGGCGACUGGAACGGCGCAGGGUGCCACUCCAACUUCUCCACCGAAGCUAUGCGCAAGGAGGGCGGCAUGAAGGUCAUCGAGUCUGCUAUCGAGAAGCUUUCCAAGCGGCAUUUGGAGCACAUCGCCGUCUACGGCGAGGACAACGACCUCCGCCUGACUGGCCGUCACGAGACUGGCCAUAUUGGCACCUUCUCCUCCGGCGUUGCCAACCGUGGCGCCUCCAUCCGUAUCCCCCGUGCCGUUGCAGCCAAGGGCUUUGGCUACCUCGAGGAUCGCCGCCCGGCAUCCAACGUCGACCCCUACCGCGUCAGUGCCGCGCUCGUCGAGACUGUGUGCCUCAACGUUGGCGCCAACAAGGCGUGAUUUCCUCCUCCCUCCCUUUCCCGGGCCGUUUAACUAGA
This is a messenger RNA of Dacryopinax primogenitus, 1118 nucleotides long. RefSeq names its product glutamine synthetase. The transcript is spliced from 3 exons. The record is from RefSeq and is a predicted model, not a curated record. Gene Ontology annotation, cellular component: cytoplasm. Gene Ontology annotation, molecular function: glutamine synthetase activity. The coding region runs from base 1 to 1080 and encodes 359 amino acids. NCBI's taxonomy places the organism in Eukaryota, Fungi, Basidiomycota, Dacrymycetes, Dacrymycetales, Dacrymycetaceae.